AUGAUUCUGGUGACGGAAAUGAAAAAAUUGUGUGCUGAACAAAUAAGUCGAAGUAGAUUUUUUCUACCGUCAUUAGCUCCUGCUCUUGGUCUUGCAAGCACAUCGACCUAAAGGUGGUAGUUGAAGGUCAAUACUACUCCCCGGAAGACGCAAAACUAAUAGAGUUGGUCUUUAUCUAGAAGGGUCCGAAAACUGUUUAGAUCGACGACAUUCUAAGUGUUAGCGGGGAGAUAGGUGUGUAAUCCGGUUAAAUCUGGGGAAGACUGCUCUAUGCUUGGGCAGACCUCUAAUCAAAAUUAUUGAAUUCUAGGCCAAGCUGCUAGGAAACUUGCAAACGCACGAUGACGCUAUAGCGGCGGAAAGGCAGAAGGUGCAGGAUAUUCUUAGUCAGCGCAGAUCAGCUGCCAAGACGGCAAGGACGGCCCACGCCUUGAGUACAGCAAACCAACUCCUCACAAGACAAUCGGAAGUUGAGCAGGGGUGAGUCCGGUCAUCGAUCGCCCAAUUCCAAUUUCGUAAAACGCCAUCCUACUCACUACGAUUCAGUAAACUGUUUUUUUUGGCAAAUUCUAGACUGGAACAAGCGAAGGCUGACCUGGAGGAAAAGUUAAAGACACGCAUUCUCCUGCAGAAGCACAGCGGUGGCAGUAAAGGCGAUGCAAAAACCUCCAAAUACGAACAAGCUAAGACGCUUGAUACCGUAGCGUAAGAAAUAAUUUUUUUUGUUACUAACGACCUGCGCCCUAAUUCAGAGAACUCGCUCAGUUCGAGGAAGAUGUCGGUUGCCCAACGCUGGAGGAGGCCUAG
Molecule: messenger RNA, 807 nt
Organism: Spirometra erinaceieuropaei
Lineage: Eukaryota; Metazoa; Platyhelminthes; Cestoda; Diphyllobothriidea; Diphyllobothriidae
Source: the annotation of a GenBank genome assembly